CUAGUCGCGGGAUUGCGGAGCCUGGGGGAGGAGCCCGGAGUCGACGGGCGCGCUAAGGGUUACACGAGCGCAACUGGGGGCAGCAGUGGCCCAGUUCCGGGAGCUCUCCCAGCGGGCUCUCAGCCUUUGGCUGAUGGGCAAGACUGGGAGAGGACAGUUAGAGCUGCUCCCUGUUAAUUCUUCUGCUAAAAUAGUCAAAGCUGCGUCUUGCUUCCUUCGGCCACCGGGUUUGAGCGCCUGCCGGUGCCAGGCUUCCAGCUUAGCAUUGUAGGGGCCUCUGAAGAUCUAAAGCAUGGAUCUGCCUGUGGAUGAGUGGAAAUCAUACGUCCUUAGGAAGUGGUCUUUGCUUCCACUUUCCAGUCAGGUCACAAUUUCAACGGCUGAGACUUUGAGCGAUAUAUUUCUUCAGUCCUCUUUGCUUCUUCGACCUGAGGAUGAGAUGUUUUUAAAAAGACUUUCUAGCAGUUGCUUGGUAGGAAAGGAUCCUGAUGCUCCUCUUUUCUACAGAGAAGAAGGAAACAAAAAAUUUCAGGGAGAGGACUAUGUGGGAGCUGCAGUGCUGUACUCUAAGGGAGUAUCACAUUCAAGGCCUAACACAGAGGAUGUUUCAUUGUGUUAUGCCAAUCGCUCUGCAGCCCUCUUCCAUCUGGGUCAGUAUGAGGCAUGUCUUAAAGACAUCAGCAGAGCACAGAUACAUGGGUAUCCAGAAAGAUUGCAACCCAAGUUGAUACUGCGUAAGGCAGAGUGUCUGGUGACCCUGGGGAGGCUACAGGAGGCAAGCCAGACCAUCAUUGAUCUUGAAAGUAGCUUCGCUGACAAUCCAACCCUAGCAGCUUCCCACUUUCAAAUUCUGCAGAGAAAUCUCAGUCAUCUGAAAAUUAAGGUACAAGAAAAGGAGACUUUCGCAGAACCCUUCCCAGCAGCUCUAACCAAAGUGUUGAAGGAUAUGGACCUAAAGGAGGAGAAUGAACGAAUUCCCAGUGCUUCAUCAUCUGUCGGUUUAGGCACAGACCCUUUGAGAGGUCGUUAUCUGAUUGCCACGAAAGAUAUUCUACCAGGAGAGCUCCUGGUGAAGGAGGAUGCUUUUGUGAGUGUCCUUAACCCGGGAGAAAUGCCACAACUACAUCGUGGCCUAGAGAACAAGUGGGACACAAGAGUCACUACUGGGGACCUCUACUGUCACCGAUGUUUGAAGCACACUUUGGCCACAGUUCCCUGUGAUGGAUGCAGCUAUGCCAAGUAUUGCAGCCAAGAGUGUAUGCAGCAGGCCUGGGAGCUCUACCAUAGUAUAGAGUGUACUCUAGGGGGGCUGCUUCUCACACUGGGUGUCUUUUGCCACACUGCCCUGAGAUUAACUCUUUUAGCUAGGUUUGAGGAUGUUGGCGGAGUCAUAAGGAAGAUUUGUGGUGAGAUUAGUAACAAAGACAUCUAUUUACCUGAAAGGAAGAAUCGGGGCAAAACACCCAAUUAUGACCUUGAGCAGAAUGAAGAAAAUGGUAAAAUAGUUGAAACCCCAAUUUCUGGAUGUGAUAUUAAUGAAAAGUAUGAAAAUAAUUAUAAUGCUGUCUUCAACCUUUUGCCCCAUACGGAAAACCAUAGCCCAGAGCACAAAUUCCUCUGUGCCUUAAGUGUUGCUGCACUGUGCAGACAGCUAGAAGCAGCCAGCUUUCAGACCCUUACACCAGCUUUGAAAUCUUCUAAGCUGAAAGCAGCAGUGGCUCUUGCAUUGUCUCCAGAGUUGAAUAUUUGGGGAGUGGCCAUGCUGAGACACAUGUUACAGCUGCAAUGUAAUGCUCAAGCAAUAACCACUAUACAGCAGAAGGGAUCUAAAGAGAACAUCAUUACUGAGAGCAGGCAGGUUCGCCUUGCCACAGGCCUCUUCCCAGUUGUCAGCCUCCUGAACCAUUCCUGCAGCCCCAACACCAGCCUGGCUUUCACUGGCACUGUCGCCACCAUUCGGGCAUCACAGCAGAUUGGAAAAGGGCAAGAGAUUCUCCACUGCUAUGGACCUCAUGAGAGCCGCAUGGGUGUUGCUGAAAGGCAGCAGAAGUUGAGGUCUCAGUAUUUCUUUGAAUGCAACUGCCCUGCUUGUCAAAAUGAGAAGCACAGAACCACCGCAAGGCCCAGGUGGGAAGCAUUCUGUUGUAACAGUUGCAGAGCCAUCAUGCAGGGAGAUGAUGUGCUGAGCUGUGGUAACAGAUCUUGUACACAAUCGGUCAGCAGGGAUCACCUGGUCUCUCGGUUACAGGGCCUUCAGCAGCAGGUUGGAGUGGCCCAGAAGCUUCUCAGAAAUGGUAAACUAGAGCAAGCCAUUCAGCAGUUGCUGGGGUGCCAGCGUGAUGCUGAGAGCUUCCUGUCAGCAGAACACACCAUGGUGGGCGAAAUUGAGGAUGACCUGGCCCAGGCCUAUGCUGCCUUAGGUACAGCAUGUGCCUUCAUUUUCUACUCUGAGGAACAAGUCUGUCUGGUGUGGUUCACCGUGACCCUGGCCUUGGCUGGAGAUUGGGGAAUGUCAGCUACCCACCUACAGAAGAGUCUCCGAAUGGUUGAGGUUCGCCAUGGGCCAUCUAGUGUUGAAAUGGGCCAUGAGCUCUUCAAACUGGCCCAGGUCUUUUUCAAUGGGUUUGCAGUACCUGAAGCUCUGAACACGAUACAAAAGGCAGAAAAGGUUCUGUCAGUACACUACGGCCCUUGGAAUGAUGAGAUUCAGGAGCUACAAAAGAUGAAAUCCUGUUUAUUGGACUUGCCACCCAUACCUAUGGGGCCUUCAGUGUAGGGUGCCAACAAGACUUUGACCCACAGGAGAGGAGCCUCUGGAAGAUGAGUUAAAGCCAAGCUGUCACCAGGAAGGACAGGAUUUGCCUGCAAGUCACAAACCUAGUGUUUGAGGGGAAGGAAGCACUUCAGUUGGAAAGAGAUGCUCACCUAUUUUGAUGACUGUUUCUGAAAAUAAUUAACUGCCCUCCACUAAAACUCCCAGUUCCCAGAAAAGAUUUAAAUGAGUAUCUGGAGAGUCCAAGCUCUUUAAAAGGAUUUUAGCUGAUCUGCAGGCAUCUGGGUUUUAGCCUUGGGUUUUGGCUAGAUUCCAUCUCACUAAAUCAUGAUAGUUGGUUUUUGUGAAACAUUCCUAUGGCUUCUAGUAAUGAUGAAAUGUUACAUACCACUCCAGUGGGAACCUAAACUCUUUGUAGUUAUCCUGUAACUUGGAAAUAAUUAUAAAGCAAGUGAGGUUCCUUACCUCUAGAGACACACAUAUCUAGCUUCCUCUAAUCCUUUGUUAAAACUGGUGGAGUAUAAAUUGUAAAUAGAGAAGUAAGACGGGGCCAUCCUAUUGUUGGGCAGUUUCUUCCUGGGGUGGUAUCUCUAAAUAUGUUUUCUACCAAUUUUCCAAUCCUUAUUAUUUGACUUUCAUUCUAUACUCUUGGUAAACUCACUGAUGAAACACUAAUAAAGUUAAACUUCUAGUAAAGAUUUUA
This is a messenger RNA of Choloepus didactylus (southern two-toed sloth), 3476 nucleotides long. It is a transcript of the gene SMYD4, whose product is annotated as SET and MYND domain containing 4. The record is from RefSeq and is a predicted model, not a curated record. The transcript has 11 exons. Gene Ontology annotation, molecular function: protein binding. Lineage: Eukaryota; Metazoa; Chordata; Mammalia; Pilosa; Megalonychidae. Bases 293 to 2776 code for a protein of 827 amino acids.